Molecule: messenger RNA, 973 nt
Organism: Pectinophora gossypiella (pink bollworm)
Lineage: Eukaryota; Metazoa; Arthropoda; Insecta; Lepidoptera; Gelechiidae
Product: transmembrane inner ear expressed protein
Exons: 4
Coding region: 133-777 (214 amino acids)
Source: RefSeq, a predicted model, not a curated record
ACAAUUAGUUUUUACCAAUUGGACCAUAUUGCAGAAAUAUUACUGAAGGCUUUGUUCCAGAUUUUUUUAAGUUUUGAAGUGCGAUAAAUUAAAAAAAAAGAUAAGAUAAUCGUUUAAAGAUAAGUAAGCACCAUGGAUUUUAUAAUGGAUGUCACAAAAGACUCCGAAGAACCGGAAUGGCUAGAAAAGAAUGUUGUUGGCGAUCUAAGAUUGUGGCAGAUAAUGUUCCUUUGUUUGGCUGGUGUGACAUCACUAAUUGUAAUGGUAUGCUGCUGCUUCCGAUUCCGGAUCCCGCGCACGAAACAGCAGAUAGAAGCGGACUACCAGCGGAGGAAGAUCACUUCCAAGUUUCGGCAGCAGCUCGAGACCAUACAGGACUCCAAGAUGGACGCCAUGUCACUGAAAGAUGGUGACUUCACUCUUGAAUCUAAUCUAAUAGAUAAGAUACGAGAUUGUAUUCACGUAUUUUGUCUCGCAUUAUCUUACUACUGUACCUGCAUUACCUGUCGCAUUAUUCUUCCACGCAAGCCUUGGAACUUCUGCACGAGAAGAAGAAAGACAUGGAGGGAAAUAACCAGCAAGGAUCGCAGCAUAGCUCCAUCAUGUCGCCGCAGCAAAGUUCCCUUGACGCAUCGUUUCAGCCGGAGGGAGGUCAGAAGCCAGAGCCUCAAGUUUCGGGGCUUAAUUUUGUUAAGUUCGCAACUAAAGUGGCCAAUCUGUCCAAACUGGGCGCGCCUAAAUCACCUACGUCGCCGACACCGUCAGAUAAUAAGAUGAAUUUUUAAAUAUAUAAAACUAUAAUUAUAAAACAUAUAGUUUAUCAAUCAUCAGUAUAUAGAAUGAAAUGAAAAGGGUUAAAAAAGCCAUGAUUCGCGUCAGAAUAAAAAUUCUAAGGAAUCACUUAUUGCUGAUAUGAAAUGAUAUUUUUAGAGGAUUUCUAUGUUAAGUGGUUAAAAUAAAUAAUCAAAUUGCA